UGAGCGCGCGCGCCGAAGAUGCCGUGCGUCUCGUGUGAUGCUGCAGAGCCGCGCGUCAUCACUGAGAGCGGUUGCUUCCCUCUGAUGCUGGUUUGGUUUUUUGACAUUUACCGACUUUAAUAUACAGAUACCGGGUAUCGCGUGACUAUACUAGUGUAGACAGUGUGAGCGCGCGCACAGAUGUGCUUUGAGAGACUGCGGUAAAAACCGCUUGCUCAUCCUCCGCGUGACGGAGAUAUCUGAGUGAGUUGAAGGAGUGCGUGUUACUGAGACGAGGAUUAAUCUCACGCUAGCUCGUCUAAAGCCGCAUCCAUCCAUCCUCCCGGGAGGCACGUUCCCCGGUAGAGAACGCGGCGGGAACAGCGCGGCGCUCCGGUCUCUCCUGGAACAAGGAGAAACCUCGUCCCGGUUGUGACAGUGUUAUGUGACAUCGACAGUCGACCAGUAACGAGCACCGGCUUUCCCUCUUUCACAUGGGCGAAGACGAGGAGCGGUUCAGCGUCCGGACCCACCGCGGAGGAAACGAAGAGAACGGAGACAGCAGCGGAGCGUCGCUGGACCCGGAGAGAGAGAGGAGAUAUGCGGAGCUGUUCGAGCAGCUGGACCUGAAUAAAGAUGGCAGGGUAGACAUCAGCGAGCUGAGGACAGGACUUGCGGCUCUUGGUUUGCACCGGGGAGAGGCGGAGGAGAUCGUCCUGGAGAGUGACAUCAACCACGAUGGUUUGCUGGACUUCCAGGAGUUUUCUCAGUACCUGCGGGCUCACGAGAAGAGGCUGCGGCUCAUCUUUCACAACCUUGACCGCAACAAUGAUGGUCGAAUUGAUGUGGCCGAGAUCCAGCACUCGCUGCACAAGCUCGGGGUGGAGGUCACCAUGGAGCAGGCCUCCAGAAUACUGCAGAGUAUGGACAGGGAUGGCACUAUGACCAUUGACUGGAAUGAAUGGCGAGAUCACUUCCUGUUCAACCCUUUCCACAACAUGGAGGAGAUUGUGCACUACUGGAAACACUCCCAUAUGUUUGACAUCGGGGAACAUCUGACAGUGCCAGAUGAGUUCUCAGAGCAGGAGCGGCGCUCAGGUCUGGUGUGGAGGCAGCUUGUUGCUGGAGCCAUGGCAGGGGCAGUGUCCCGAACAGGAACCGCUCCUCUGGACCGCCUCAAAGUUUUCCUGCAAGUGCACGGCUCCACGUCUCGGGGCAUUAAUCUGUGGUCCGGAUUGAGGGGGAUGGUCCAGGAGGGAGGUGUCUCCUCACUCUGGAGGGGAAACGGUAUCAACGUCCUCAAGAUUGCUCCUGAAUCUGCCAUUAAGUUUAUGGCCUAUGAACAGAUCAAGUGGGUAAUCCGAGGCAGUAAAGAGGGGGGCAGUUUAAGAGUACAAGAAAGGUUCAUUGCUGGCUCUCUGGCAGGAGCUAUUGCCCAGACCAUCAUCUACCCCAUGGAGGUGCUGAAGACUCGUCUCACUUUACGUAAGACGGGACAGUACUCUGGAAUGGCCGACUGUGCCAGACAAAUCCUGAAGACAGAGGGGGUACGAGCUUUCUACAGGGGCUACCUGCCAAAUACACUGGGCAUCAUCCCCUAUGCUGGCAUCGACCUGGCUGUGUAUGAGACUCUGAAGAACGCCUGGCUGCAGAGGUUCUGUGUAGAUUCAGCAGAUCCAGGAGUUCUGGUCCUGCUGGGCUGUGGCACCAUCUCCAGCACCUGUGGCCAGCUCGCGUCCUAUCCACUUGCUCUCAUCCGGACACGCAUGCAGGCACAAGCCAUCACUGAGGGGAAACCCAAGAUGACGAUGGUGGGCCAGUUCAAAUACAUCAUAUCCCAUGAAGGCGUACCAGGCCUGUAUCGUGGUAUCACCCCCAACUUCCUCAAAGUCAUUCCUGCUGUGAGCAUCUCCUAUGUGGUGUAUGAGCACAUGAAGAAAGUCCUGGGGGUGGGGUACUAGACUGAGACAAAGAAGAUGGACAAACAGCAAAAAAGGACAGAGAAGGCAAAGACUCAUUGUGCUGGUGGAGAGGUGAUGAAGCAGCUCCUCUGUUGUUCAGGAGGAGGUCAGAAAGGAACCAUGGCUCUGCUGUAGACUGCACUUCCUGUCGACACAUUCAGGUUUGAGCUUGUGUAACAUGCAGAUAGUUUGUCAGUAGAUCAUAUUCAUGUGUGGAGAAGAGGACGAGGUUUGACACUAUUAUACCACAUUUAUACAGGCCAUACAUCAACUCCCAGUGUAUUUCUAGUUUAUGCUCCACAGUUGAACAGUCAGGACAUUGUAACAGUUCAGACUGGGGUGUACUAAGUGUUUGACUGACUGAGAACAUACAGUAAUACUGGUGUCUUGAGAAACACAGGGUCAUUUCAUUUCAUCAUUCACUAAACAUCUCAGAGCGGUCAAGAUGAAAACGGCACUGCGUAAAGAAAUGGAGAAACAGAGAAUCGAACCAGCAGUUCAGAAGCUGAUCAGAUGUUAAAAUGCUGCACAGUGGUUCAUUAUUGAUAAAUUACUUUAUAAAGGAAGCUGUGCAUUCACCUGAUUGGCCAGUGCAGUCAGUCUCUGGUUGAUAUUGCUUUGUGUUGCAGUAAAGUCUAAUUGUUCUGCUGGACGUCCUGCUUGUUUGUGCUGGAGUGGCUCUGUAUUAGGACUGCUGCAGUGUUUUUUUCACUCAGUGCUAGAUGUGAAGAACACAGCCUUAAAACCCCAAAACUUGUUUUUGUCUGAAGUACUUUACAGUCAGAAGCUGUCUCUGUCUGUAUCCAGUUGAGGUUGGUGGGUUUGUGACUGCUGUUUUCAGAUUGCCUCCAUGGCAACCAUGACAGCCACAGAAACCACACAAUGUGAAACUGCACAGGAGAUCAUUUUAAUCAAUUAAAAUACUCAUAUAAUAUAUAUAGAUAUUUAAUAAUAUAUAACUCAUCUACACUAGCAGUGGACACACAUGUUAAUAUGAAUGGUCCUGGAGCAAUGCCAGCAUCAAACUUGGACUUUCCACUCUGGGUCAAUCAACACUGUUUAUCAUAUUAGUUAAACUUAGUACCUGUGUCAUUGCUAAUGCUUUCCUCCAGUUUGGAAUAACAGAGGGCUCACAAGUUACUACGACCAAACACAAACAAUAAGAAAAGCAAGUCCAAAUUUUUUUAAUUAAAAAAUGUGUUGUGGUGUGAUAAAAUACUUCCUGAAUAUGGCCUCAGGUACUUUGCACAAUACAAUGUCCUAUUUGUUUCACAUGUACACUGCAGUUCAUCAUACUGCUUAGUUUUCAGAUCAACAGACUGUUGACCCUGUAGAACCAGAAAGGACAGAACAUUUAGAUCCAUGGAAGCUUUGACUCAGUCAUAGAAACACAUGGGAUCUGACUGAAGGUGCAUGAUGUGCGAAAAUAGAAGUGCAUCAGCAUCUCUGUGCAAACAAAGAACUGUGAAACGGUAUCAACAGACUGUGAGGAGCUGAGUGUUUGAACAGCAAUCAAUACACUGGAGUUUUGUUUCUUAAUCAUUUUGACUGAGAAAUGAGGCAGUCCUUGACUUUAUGAAAUGUUGCUGUCCAAAUACUUCAAAGGCUCAGGGUGGAACUGUUACUUUUGAGGUGUAAGUAGUAGCCUCUAGUUUCAUCAUGGUGGGGUGCAAAGCCAGCAGUAACGAGACUGAAGAGGUUGAGCUAAUUAAAAAGCUGUCUCUGCUACUGACAUCACGUAGCUCAUCACAGUUUAACUCACUGAUAUCUCUCCAUGUCGUCUUAAUCCUAGUUAAAUAAAGCAAUCCCAAUUUAAGGUCCACUUACUAUCUUUUCCUGGAGCUUUCAAUUGUAUCACACAGGCUUAACAGCAAAUGUAGUUUGCUUAGUUGUCAUGGAGAUGGAAGUAUUGACAUACAAACUCAGCAUCAUCCUUAGUACUUUUUGUCCAUGUUAGCUAAGCUAGGUAUGAAAGUUCGUGGAAAUUGUAGUUUGAGCAAUGCAAUCCCAACUCAAAGUCCACUUACUGCAUUUUCAGGAGGUUUCAACCUGGGGCAACUAAGAAAAUUGAUGAUGAAAAUCGGGCUGUUGAAAGCUUUGGAAAACUCUAGUAAUAGACUGUACUGUGGGAGCCAGGAGGGCUGUCAGCGUCCCAGCAACCCUUUACUCAAAAGUAGAUUCAUCAUUUGUUAUCUUUGAUAUGAAUAUGUUAUUUUAAAAUGUUGGGGGGAGGGUAAUGCAGUAUGUUUUAAGUGAAGGAGAGGGUCCAUCUGAGGGCCUUUGUUAGAUAUAUUGACAGAAGAGAGAUGACAGGGAAAGAGAGGAGAGACACUGUGAAUAGUGAUCUACAUACACUGGUUCCUGGACUUGAAUCUGGGACAUAACAGUUCAUGGUUGACCUUAAAGUCUAAAGCAAGAAGUGCACAUGGUGCACUUACAAUGAAGCUAAAGAUUCAGCCCCCUGCCCCAACAGUGGGGCCAGUCCUAUAAAUGUGGAUGUCGCUGACUGACUGAGUGAUGAAGUGACACCACUGGAGUGUUGGAGAAACAAAUCUAGUGACUUUUUGGACAAACCUUAAAUACUGUCUGUAAAAGAAAGUCGUGCUGUCCCGUUGACCAUCUGCAAGCACACCUCUCUCCGCUGAACGUAUGGCAGCUGAUGUGAAUGAGCUUCAACAUUUCUCUGUGAGUGAUCAUGUUACAGUAAAUCCAACUGAGCUCACAGCUCAUUGUCGUUACUGAUGUGUUUGGUGGUUUUGUUAGAUGAUGUUAUGAAAUCAGGAUUUUAGGAGCAGCUUGAAGUGACUGCUGGUUAACAUGUCAUCUUAAUGGGCCACUUUUUCAGUCACUGUUUCAAAUUUGUUCUGUUGUGUAAGAUACUGUAUAUGUGAGCACAGAGAGGAGAGAAGAGAAAAGAUAAAGAGCUGAACCCAGCUGACCCUAGACUGAAACCAGCUGACCCUAGACUGAAACCAGCUGACCCUAGACUGAAACCAGCUGAUCCUAGACUGAAACCAGCUGACCCUAGACUGAAACCAGCUGACCCUAGACUGGAUGAUAAUACGAUAUGGUCCAGGCAGAUACAAGGUUUUGACCUGGUCUUGUACAGUCCCUCAGUAGACCCUUAGUUCGGAUUGUUUAGAAUUCUAUAUUAAACUUUACUAUAGUUAUAAUUUAUCAUAUCAUAUAGUACCAUAUGUACUGCUGUACAUGUCCAACAGUGGUGUUUAAUACUUUUUCAUAUAAUAUUAUAAGGGCUGUCAGUCUGUGUGUGCAGAUUCUCUGUUACUGUCCACCUGUUUACCACCAUGAUACUAGAGGCCAGUGUGAUCUGUGUGUAUUAAUGCAGAUGAUUGAGUCAUGACAAAUAUUUCAAACCCUCUGAUUUUCUGACUUAGAAUAUAUUUUGUAAAUUUAAAGUAUAUUGAACUAUUUUCGAUACCAAAAACCUCAACCAUAGCUAAGUGUCAGAGUAAGAGGGCGGAGUCAAAGGUAAGAAAGAGGUGAACAGGUGAUUGAGUGUGCAUCUGUGCAUGGUUUUAAAAAUCAUAUUUAGAUAUAACUUGAAUAUGAACUGCAUAAAAACUUUUUAUAGUAGUUUGUUGGUGCAGUUCUGAAGCAACUGCAUGUAGGUGUUACACUCCCAUAGACCCUGAAUGUCAUUAUUUGCAUAGUAGGCAAAUGUAUAACAUGUAUAUUAUUAUGCUUAUGAAUGCCUAAUUCCCUUAAGAGUUGAUUUUCUCUUUGUUUUUGCAAGCGUACUUGAAAUGAUGGAUGCUUGUUGCCACUGGGGCCUUGCAAGCAUGAUGUACAACAUUUUGAAAGCAUGGGUGCAUGUUUCUGAGCCUUUUUUCAAAGGUGUAGCCGGCUAGCUUCAGUGUGAGGACUGUAUCGCCUUUCAUCUAUCGGCUAUCCCCAACCCCCCCCAAAAAAAAGAAAAAAAAAGAGCUAUUGUAGAAUGAGUUUGAUAAGAAACAUGACAAAAAGAGCUUUCUAGUUUUGAUAAAUCAUCUAUGUCAGAUGAAUGUGUGCGUGCACUUUACAUGCCUCCAUGAUGGAAUUAAACCUGUGACAAAGAA
Molecule: messenger RNA, 6019 nt
Organism: Seriola aureovittata
Lineage: Eukaryota; Metazoa; Chordata; Actinopteri; Carangiformes; Carangidae
Product: mitochondrial adenyl nucleotide antiporter SLC25A23-like
Exons: 10
Coding region: 474-1940 (488 amino acids)
Biological process (GO): transmembrane transport
Molecular function (GO): calcium ion binding; ATP transmembrane transporter activity
Source: RefSeq, a predicted model, not a curated record